UGCCUGGGCAAGCGGAGGGCGGCACGCAGCCUGGAGCUGCUCGACCAGCGGAGGCAGUAGCAGAUCACGGCUCCGGCUCCGCGUUGUCCCGGCCGGGCGGCGGCAGGAGGAUGCCGAGUUCCGCGGCCACCCACAGCUGCGCCGCGCCCGCCUGCGCCGCCGCAGCGCCCCGGCCACGCGGACCAGGGGGCUGCGCCGGGUUCCGCUAGGGACGCGCCGGGAUGAGUAGCUCUUUUGUCAAACAUGCACUGGACACCCGAGCAUGCUCAGCCCCUGAACCAGUGGCCGGAGCAGCACCUUGAUGUCUCCUCCACCACCUCGUCACCUGCCCACAAGUCCGACCUCUACCACAGCAGCCGGCAGCGCUUCAACUACGCCUGGGCCAACGAUGACAUCUCUGCCCUGACCGCCUCCAACCUGCUGAAGAGGUAUGCCGAGAAGUACUCCGGAGUACUGGACUCCCCUUAUGACAGGCCGCCGGGGCUCAGCACCUACGGGGAUGGUGCCUUUGGGCCCCUCAACGGUCAGAAGGGAGAGAUGGAGCCUUGGCCGAUGUCGCACAGCUCGGAGGGGGCUUACCCUUUGACCCCCAUGCACGACGGAUUGCCUAGCUCCAAGGGGAUCAUCCCUCCGGCUGUGACCCCAGGGAACAGCCUCGGGACCUCCCCAGUGGUCUCCAGCAAUCUGUCGGACUCCAUUUACUCCAGUAACACAUGCGGAGGACCCCCCACUUCUGGCAGUCUCGGGCCAUCUCAGGAGUACCCUUCAGGCUACAGUGGGGCCUACCUGCCAUCGGGCUAUUGCAGCCAACCUGCCUCGGCGCUUCCGCCUCCACACCCGUCAACCUUGCAUAGCUCAGGCCUCCUUCAACCCAGCCACCCUUCCACGGCGCUCGUCCCCAGCUACAGCUCCUCAGGACCCAUGUACAAUUACGCCUCAGGCAGCUACCCACCCCAGCCUGGCUAUGGCACCAUUCACCCUCCCCACCCGUCAGCCUCAUAUUUGCCCUCGGGCAUUGCUGCCCCCACACCCAUCCCUCCCUCCUCUCGCCCCCCUGUCGUCCCUGGGUACAGCUACCAGAGCCCCCUCGCUGUGCCACCCCUCGGCGGUGAGUCGGGGAGCUCUCUGAAAAGGAAAGCCUUUGAUAUCGCCGGCGGCGAGGAUGACGGCGAAGGCCGGUAUCGCAAAUACAGCUAUGAGCAACCAAAGUCUCCGUAUCAGAUGUCCGACAGCGGUGAAUGUAGAGGAAAUGGGUUCAGCCGCAGCUCUGAGGUGCCUUUCAAAGGGGGGAAGAGGCCCGCAGGUGUGGCGGCCACCACCGUGGCUUCGGAGGAGCCCGUGGGGAAAUACAACAGCCAGCCCAUGAAAGGCCUGGUGUCUACAGCUUACAGUGUGGGAGAAGCCCCGCUGAGGCCUAGCGAGACCUUCGAGAAGUUCACCCCUCCGGCUGCCAACGGGGAACAUGGAGGGGAGUCCUUUGCCCUCAGGAUGCAGCCCAAGCCGCCACCGUUCAGCAGCGACAACAGCAGCCAGACUGUGGAGGAGCAGCUGAAAGCCAUGGACCCGUUUGUUCUGGAACUGGUGAACAACAAGAUAAUUGAUUGUGGUCCUCCAGUUCAGUGGACAGACAUUGCAGGGCAAGUCUCUGUCAAAGCUGCCAUCGAGGAAGAGCUGGUGUGGCCCAUCUUGAGGCCGGGUGCUUACACGGGGGCAAGCCGGCCACCCAAAACCAUCCUGCUCUUUGGACCGCGUGGUGUCGGGAAGACCCUGUUGAGCAGGUGCGUUUCCACCCAGCUGGGAUCCACCCUGAUGAAGCUCAGCGGGACAGCCUUGGUCUCCAAGUGGAAGGCAGAAGCCGAGAAGAUCCUGCAGGCCACGUUCUUCGUGUCCAACUGCCGGCAGCCGGCGGUCGUUCUCCUCACCGACGUGGAAUCCCUCCUGGAAGACGCCGCUGUCCUGAAGUCCCAGCUCCUUUCCUACCUGGAUAACCUUGCUACCUCAGGCGAGCAGAACGUCGUGGUCAUAGCAACCACCACCAGGCCUGGCAACCUGGACGAAGCCACCCAGAGGAGGUUUGCCAAGCGCUUCUACAUCUCCCCGCCAGACAGCGUUGCCAGGCGGCAGAUCCUGCACCAUGCUUUAGCCCAGCAAAACUACUGCCUCAGCGAGAGGGAGAUGGCCUCCAUUGUCCAACUCACCGAGAGCUAUUCCGGCAGCGAGCUCCUCCACCUCUGCCAGCAGGUUGCGUCCAGCAAGCUGCAGAGCCUGCCAGGGCAGCUCCAGCCCACCUCCUACAAGGAUUUCGAAAGCGUUUUCUGCAAAAUCCACCCUGCCGUCUCUCAGAAGGAGCUGGACUUGUACGUGGAAUGGGAUAAAAUGUAUGGGUCUCAGCAUUAGCGGAGAGAGGCCGGCUUCUUCUUUUUCGAC
Lacerta agilis (Sand lizard) is the source of this 2427-nucleotide messenger RNA. RefSeq names its product fidgetin like 2 (gene FIGNL2). The coding region runs from base 244 to 2397 and encodes 717 amino acids. The transcript has 2 exons. Gene Ontology annotation, molecular function: ATP binding; microtubule severing ATPase activity; ATP hydrolysis activity. NCBI's taxonomy places the organism in Eukaryota, Metazoa, Chordata, Lepidosauria, Squamata, Lacertidae. The record is from RefSeq and is a predicted model, not a curated record.